CUUUUGUUUUCAAAACAAAAACGAUCGAUUCUUUCAAUAAAUCUGCGAUAUAUGUAUGUAUGCAUGUUAAGCAUGCGCAAAAGUACUGGGAUUGUAUUAAAUUACUCCUGUCUCAUCAAAUAUCAGCAGUUGAACAGUAAAAUUUUUUAAUUAAUUACACUAAAGGCCAAUUCGAUAAAUCAACAAUAUGUUUGAAACCAUGCAGUAUAUACGAGUUCAAAUUGUGACUACCUAAAUAUCGCAUGAGUGUACCUCAUUGUGGCAUACUAUAAACUUAUUCGGCCCUAGUGCGGCAGAAGUUCACAAAUACACUUUUCUUAGCCUCGCAUUGAGCAAGAAAACAAACAUCAGACAUCAUGGCUUUGGAGCACACAUUUCUUGGAACAUGGGAGAUAAUUUCAUGUAAAUUUGAAGGCAUGCGCGAGUUAUCUGGACUAGAGGGCAUAAAAUUUCGCCUAGAUGAUACUAGUGACAUUACCUGGUAUAAUGAUCUAGUCAGUCCACUUCCUGAAAUAACUGACAGCAGCACUUGCUAUGAUUCAGCAAGAAUUUUAUUUAGUUGUGAAACGUUUGAUGUACACGAGGCUAAUCCUCGUCUCGUCUUUGGCGCUUUUGAUGGCCACAGUAUUGAGUUCAAUACUAGUACGAUAAUGCCAACUGACUCCCUAAUACUUAGUUGCGAAAACUGGUAUUCACUUGAAUGCAAGAGGCUCCAGAACGAUCGAGCAAAUGGUCAGGAAAAUCAAUUUAGUUUUGGUGAAGCACUACUGGACCCUUAUUUUAGCGAUGUUUUAGUGAAAAGUGGUACUGGAUUAGAAUAUGCUCUUCAUUCCUCAAUAUUGCGUCUCAACGGAUUUGAUUGUAGUAUGUGUACAAACAAUACCCUGUUCUCAACAUCUCAAAACUUACAGCCUUUGCGUCUUAUAUCAAAUACGUCAAAUACUAAUCCUAUAAAAAUAUCGAUUGCGAUUGUUGAUGCUGGCAAAAAGCAAACAAAAAAAUUUCAUGACAUAAGUUUAUCCUCCGUAUAUAUGCAGCCAAUCUGCGAUUAUCAGCUUUUGACUCCAAACACAGGAUUAGAGGCGCAGCGUGUGCAUCAUUUUAGUAGCAGUUUUAGCUGCUUAAGCAAUGGUAAUGAAAAGGAUUCGCCUGGAACAUUUUGCGAUAUUGAUGUUGGACUCUUACGUAUGAAAGGUGGUGGCUUGCGUCGAUUUCCAUCAACUUCCCAUUCCGAUUCACAUCUGGAGUCGUCUCAAAUAGAAUGCAAAAAUAUUUUUAAUUUCUGUCAGGAAUCGAUGUUACUACCCAUGUCAUCGUCUAAUCCUCAAAACGACAGCAGCACUGCGAAUCUGGCUAUAUGUAAUACACGCCGACCACCACUGUCUCCUUACCGAGCCCGCAGCCCUUUUCCGUUUAUCAAUUCAAUGGAUACACCGCCGUCGUCACCACUGACACCAGUUGGAGUACUUUUCAAUUUAUCCACAUUUCUUUUAAAUCCGAUCCUGCAUUGGCUUUAUACAGAAUCCUUGCUUCCUGAAAUGGAUGAGGACGUUUGUGAGAAGCUAAUAAACUUUUGCGAAGCGCAACCUUCCCUAACAAAGCUGGUGCCACCAGCUCGCACAUACUUGCGUUUACUACAACUUAAAAAAUUUGUCGUAAAUAUAACAAUGGAUCUGCACAACAUCCUCAACCGUCUAAUACAGUACCUAGAUCCUGCUACAAUAUCUCACACGCCAGCUUUACUAUACGCGACGUUUCAAAAUGGAUUCCGAGAAUGUGCAAUAGGCUGCGCUAAAGUACUGCAAUUUUGCAAAAUCUUUAUAAAAGAUGCCACUCACCUGUCUCGUUAUCAGAAAAAUGAAAUCGUCAAAUUUGUGCGAACCCGCAUACCAAUAUUUAUGUCGCAAGUACUGCAAUUGCUGCGAAAUGCUCUGGAAAUAUUUAUAGGAUUAAGCAUUUAUGAGAAGGAAGAAUUGGUGAAUUAUCUUGUACCUGAGAUUGAAUCUACUUUAUUAAUUUUAACCACUGUGAUAGAGGAAAUCAAAAAGUCUUUGGGAACUAUGUGUAAGAACUUAAAUUGCACUCAUUUAGAUCGGACGCAGAAGCAGCAACAUUUGAAUGAUGAUAUUGCUAUGCAGCAGCGAUUUGUUAACGGCGUAAUAAUGUCGCCUAGGCCACGUCAUGGUCCACCCGUCGGUUCUGCACUUUAUGACAAUCAUUCAGAGCAACGCAUCGGCUUCGCAGAAAACGAUCUAAAGUUUGUAUUAUAUAUGUACGAAGUUCGAAAAAUGCGUGACAUUUAUGGACGUAUCACAACUGCCCUGGAAAUAAUUAAAGACAAAAAGAGCACCUUUUGUGAAAUGGACAUUUUUAGUAAGCGCAGCACGAUUAAACAGAAUCUCGAAAAGCUUAUUGUGGACAUACCUGCUUACAUAUCGACUAUAGAGAAUCUUUCAGAUCGCCUAGAUGACAAGCUGGGAUGGAAACAAUUUAAAUUCUGCUUUAAGUUGGCUACCAGUCAAAUUAAUGGCGUUUUUGUAAAGUUAUUGGAUCACAAAUCAGCGCUUCGAGAAGCUAUUGAGGAAAUAUGUAAGGUGGUCCGAAAACAAGAAUUUUUGAAGUCGAUUAUUGAGCUCGGAUUUUUGGAGCCAUCUAACCAGCUACAACAUGAUCUCAAGCUGGCUGACCAGGAAAAUAAUUUGGAUUUAGGUCAGAGCAGUAGCAAAACGAUGCCCACGAAUCAAUAUUAUGACUACAGAAAUUUUAAGCUUAACUUAAUAAGACAUUUGUGUGAGCCGCCCAUUGCAGCCCAAAGCAACCUAUCAAAAAAUGCAUUACGCUUGCUUCACUCAGCGCAAAUGGCGGAUAUGGAAUUUGAAGUGCACACAUAUGCGUCAUCCACAAUUAGCGACAGGAGUUGGGCUACAUUGAUGGCGACGCACACUGAACUAAAAAAUGUGUCACUGCAAAUUCAUAGCUUUAAAGCACAUCGUGUAAUUGUGGCCGCGCGCUGUGAAUGGUUUAAAAAAGCAUUAAUGUCCGGAAUGAAGGAAUCGAUCAACAGAAAAGUCAUUAUAACAGACACUUCGCCAGUUAUCUUUCGAAGACUGCUACUUUACAUUUAUGGUGCUCCUAUAGAUCGUACUGUGGGAGCUGAUCAAAUAUGCGAACUUAUGCUGCUGGCUGAUAGAUACUCAAUUGAUAAUUUAAAGGAAAUAUGUGAAAAUACACUGAAUUCAUUGAUAGAUGAGGAUUCCGUAGUCUGUCUAUUAGGCAUAGCGGAUCGUUACGUAGCAACAGUGCUCAAGUCCAGUUGUAUUUCUUUUUUAUCGCAACACGCUUAUCUUACCAAGUCUGAAAUAUUCAAGGAACUACCGCAAGUUCUUCAACUAGAAGUGAUUGACCUAGUAAACUGGUUUGGACGCGCAUCAGAACCAUGGGAUAGUUACAAUUUUAAACCACGCAGCAGCUCACGUCACAGUCUAAAAAGCACAUCGAAGUCUCAUUCACGAUCCCGUAAAUCAUCACCGUCUUUUAUGUGACUAUGUGCCAGCAAUAACACUAAUGUGAUUAUAACUCUUUAGCUGUAACAACCUUAUACAAUGGAAACAGUAUUAAUAUAAAGUCCUUAUUACCGAAUUUCCGAUCCCAACCAUUUCUAAAUACAAAGCAUAUUGUUAUCUAAAUAAUA
Messenger RNA from Drosophila hydei, 3691 nucleotides. RefSeq lists its product as uncharacterized. Bases 357 to 3542 code for a protein of 1061 amino acids. The record is from RefSeq and is a predicted model, not a curated record. Lineage: Eukaryota; Metazoa; Arthropoda; Insecta; Diptera; Drosophilidae. The transcript has 14 exons. Gene Ontology annotation, molecular function: ubiquitin protein ligase binding. Gene Ontology annotation, biological process: regulation of proteolysis; proteasome-mediated ubiquitin-dependent protein catabolic process. Gene Ontology annotation, cellular component: nucleus; cytoplasm.